Molecule: messenger RNA, 2604 nt
Organism: Trichoderma gamsii
Lineage: Eukaryota; Fungi; Ascomycota; Sordariomycetes; Hypocreales; Hypocreaceae
Exons: 6
Coding region: 1-2604 (867 amino acids)
Biological process (GO): DNA-templated transcription; regulation of DNA-templated transcription
Cellular component (GO): nucleus
Molecular function (GO): DNA-binding transcription factor activity, RNA polymerase II-specific; DNA binding; zinc ion binding
Source: RefSeq, a predicted model, not a curated record
AUGCCCGACUCCUCGGACAACGGCUCGUCGAGCAACGGCGGCAACCAGAACAGCCCUCACGACGACAACGCCGCGCCUCGCGAUGCGCACCCAGACAACGCCAGCGUCCCCAAGCCCAAGCGCCUGGCCUGCAUGAUCUGCCGGAAACGCAAGCUCAAGUGCGACGGCAUCCGGCCCAGCUGCAGCACUUGCUCGCGACUCGGACACAACUGUGCUUAUGACGAGCAGCGGAGGAAGAGCGGCCCCAAGCGCGGCUACGUCAAGGCGCUGGAGGAACGAUUGAAACAAGUCGAGACGCUGUUAAAGACCCAGGAGCCAGCAGCUAAAAGCCCGACGAAAAGCAUCCCCAUCCAAGUCCCCAGCGCCAAUAGCCAGACAAAUGGAAACCCUUCAAUGCCCAUGCCCGCUCCCAACAUGGGACUCGGUGGCGAUGAGCGCUGGCACUUCAACAAUGGCGAAUCGCCUCAGCAAGGAUCCAUGGACGACUUCAGCUUCAAUGCCAACAUGGGCAUGCCCGUCAACAACAUGCCUGGAAAUUUCACCUGGGAGAUGAUUGGUCUAGGUCUGGAAGAACCUCUGCCGCCGCAGGAGACUAUUGAUGAGUUGCACCAAAUUUACUUUGACAAGGUUCAUCCGUCGAUGCCCAUGAUACACAGAUACCGGUACCUCGCUGCAAUGAACUUGGCACCCAGUCAGCGACCACCAGUCUGUUUACGAUACGCCAUGUGGACAUUAUCGUGCUCCAUCUCGGAAAAAUACUCAGACCUCAAGGAUCUGUUUUAUCAGAGAGCACGCAAGUACGUUGAGGCUGAUUACAUGAAGGGCUUUGGAGAGCAUAUGAUUUCCGUUGCUCACUGCCAGACACACAUUCUGCUGUCGAGCUAUGAGAUCAAGAUGAUGUACUUUCCCAGAGCCUGGAUUAACACGGGCUCUGCUGUCCGCCUCGCACAAAUGAUUGGAUUGCACAGGGUAGACGGCAGUGGCUUGGACGUCAAGAUGUGCUUGCCACCGCCCAAGGACUGGACUGAGAGCGAGGAGCGAAGACGAACGUUUUGGAUGGCCUUUUGCGAGGACCGAUACGCGAGCAUUGGCACUGGCUGGCCCAUGACCGUCGACGAAAGGGACAUCAAGACAAACUUGCCAUCUUCAGACGAAGCAUUCGACAUGAGCCGCCCAGAACAGACAAUCACUUUGGAAGAGUCCACAAACCCAUCCGGAGCUGGCAAGCUAUCAUCUUUUGGCGGCAUUGUCCUCAUGGCUAGUCUUUUCGGCCGCAACUUGAUUCACUUGCACCGUCCAGACGACGACGACCAGGACCACGACAUCAACGGCCCCUUUUGGAAACGUCACCGCCAGAUGGACCACAUUAUUCUCAACACCUCGCUUUGCUUGCCAUCUCACCUCAAGCUCCCUCAUGGCCUGAACAAUGCCAACGUCAUCUUCACAAAUAUGAGCAUUCACACUUCAACCAUCUGUCUGCACCAGGCGGCCAUUUUCAAGGCCGAAGAGAACAAGCUUCCUGCGUCCGUCAGCGCGGAGAGUAAGAUUCGGUGCAUCACUGCAGCCAACGAGAUUGCCAGCAUCAUGAGGACAAUCUCACACAUGGAUCUGUCUGCGAUGAACCCAUUCAUUGCUUUCUGCCUCUACGUCUCCGCUAGAGUAUUUGUGCAGUAUCUCAAGAGCAAGCCUGAAGAUGCGCAAACCAUUGACUCGCUGCGCUUCCUCAUCUCCGCUAUGAACGCGCUGAAGCGACGGAAUCCCCUGACGGAAUCCUUCCUGGUUCAGUUAGAUGUGGACUUUGAAGCGUUGGCAGCAAAGAUUCCCAAGCUGAGAGGCGCAUUCCCUCGUCCCAACGACAGUCCUACUGAACCACCCAAGGGGCUUCCUGUACGAGCUGGAGCUGUUUGCGACGACCCAGAGGGUGUCAAGGGCAUCUUGUCCUACCGAAACGAAUGCCAUUUCAUGAAGACAACUGGAGAUAACGGCAACCUGGCCAACGCUCCUGAUAUCGCGGAGCCGACCACUGACAGUCAGAGUAUGUCGACAUCGACCUCCAACAACUUUGGAAAUGGAGCAUGGCUCUCUAGUGACCAACAAAUGCACGUCUUGACCCCCAACUCCGGCAGCAUGUAUGAAAAGAAUGUUCCUGGCAGCGGUGGGCUGUCCGGUUUCGGCGAUGGAUUGGACCAUGAUGCGUCUGGCUCGCCGGGCAUUCAAUCAGCUGGGCGCACUCCUAACUCGAGCGGCGGCACAUCUGACGCACGACCUCCUCACCUUGGGCCGGGCCACAUGUCCAACGGUGCAUCGGGGCAUGAUUCGUUCCGCCAGAGCCCUAUUUCACCACAACAAACAAUGAUGAAUCACGGAGGCAUGGACAACAGCGGCGCCCAAGGAUACUAUGGUGAUCCUAACAGCUUUACGAUGGCUGCCGGCAUGGGCAUGCCCCAAACUCCCUAUCCCAUGACAAACGGAUGGGCAGGAUUGUCUGGACCAGCCGCCGGAAUGCAGCCAGUGGGAGGAGAGGGCGUCCUCAGGGCGCUGAUGAACAUGGGGCCCAUGGACGCCAUGGACCUAUCAUCAUGGGACUCUGGUAACCCACACUAA